AGGUUGUAUAUGUUGCCAUUAUUUCAGAAAACUGUAAUGUAAUCCUCCCGGAAGAACAGAUACUAUUUAUAUUAAAUGAUUAAUAAGGAGUCAAUACAAGUUAUCUUUUUUAAUUCCCAUGGUUUGGACAGGUAUUGAGCAGAAGCGAAACAUCUGCCUAUGAGGGAAAAUGAAGGGGUAACUUUUUAAAGUGACGCAUGCGUGUUUAUGCACACUUUGAAAUGUGGCGCGUAGACGGCAUAUUGUAAAUAAACGCGAGGACGUCGGAACCUUUGUCAUAAAUGAACGUAUGUACUGAUAAAUACACGUAAAAGUGAAUUAAAAUGACGCCCGUACGCGGUUCUAAUCGAAGAGCAAAAAAAGUACCCGACCUAAAAAAGAAGACUAAAACUACAAAUACUGUCAGUUCCUCAACAGAACAUCCGGAUUCUCCACGCAGGGACGACGAUGAGAGGCAAUCACCGAAGAAAAGAAAAGCUCCCCUUAAGGUCGGCGAUCGAGGAAACCUGAAGAAGAUCCGCAGGUCGUCCAUCAUUGCACUGGAGAACAUGAUGGACCUGGCCAUACUGUCAACUCUUGUUAUGGGACAGAAAGAGAAGAAGGAGAGCCAGGAACAUCUAAAUAUUCUAAAAAACAGGUUCCUAACUCAUUGUGCAGAGCUCCAAGUCCCAGUGAAGAAACAGGAAGAGCUUGGACAUUCAUCACAGCGCCACCAGGUGGAGACAAAGAAGUCCGCACUCGGGCAGCAGACUCUUUGCGCCCUGGAGAAAAACCUCCAAUCUGUGAUUAGUACACUGGAGAGCACAGAGGAGGAGGCUUCUUCCCUGCAAAGUGCAUGCAAUUCUCUGAGGGAGCGACUGGAAGAGGAGGAGGAGAACGCUAAGGAGAUGCUACAGAGAAGUCAUCAGUCAGUCCUCGGCCUCCCCUCUCACCCGCCAGGCAAAGAUGAAUCAACAUUAGAGGCCCGCUUAAGACAACAAGUACCAGACACAGACCGUGACGUCACCGCUCGGGAACUGGGGAAAAUCUUGCAAAAGCCGGACGCAGUUAAAAAUGCAAAAAUCCUGCUUACUCAAGCGCAUAUAAAUAUCUGAAUGAGCUGUGUCACGUCGAAAGGCUUCCCCCUCAGAGGCGGGACGUGUUGAUAAGGCGAAUAGCUGCUUAAUUUAAAAAAAAAAAAAAAAAAAAAAAUUAAAUAUACCGUAAUUUCCGGACUAUAAGCCGCACCUGACUAUAAGCCGCACCAGCUAAAUUUAGGGGAAAAUACAGAUUGCUCCAUAUAUAAGCCGCACCCGACUAUAAGCCGCAGGGUUUUGAUGUGUAAUUACUGUAGUAUAUUGGGGUUCCUGCUACCACGGAGGGGAUUGUCGGGACAGAGAUGACUGUUUGGGAACGCAAAGCGUCCCAUUUAUUAACAAUAAAUCUUUAAAUCAUUCAAUCAAACUUUCACAUCUUUGACAUGGCGAACAGCAUUCGUGCAGAGUACAAAUAAUACAACGGUGCAAAGUAAUAGAAAGUGCUCGCCUGUACGUUAUCAAAAUAACCAGCCUACCGGUAUAUGAAAAGUCAGUCUUUAAUCAUUCUGUCAUCGUCUUCCUCCUGCGUACUAAAACCACCGUAAUCCUCUUCGUCGGUGUCGGAGAAGAACAGGCCGUAAAUAAGCCGCACCCUUGUAUAAGCCGCAGGGACCAGA
Messenger RNA from Entelurus aequoreus (snake pipefish), 1693 nucleotides. RefSeq names its product centromere protein Q (gene cenpq). The record is from RefSeq and is a predicted model, not a curated record. The transcript has 8 exons. Bases 324 to 1094 code for a protein of 256 amino acids. Lineage: Eukaryota; Metazoa; Chordata; Actinopteri; Syngnathiformes; Syngnathidae.